Tetranychus urticae (two-spotted spider mite) is the source of this 1655-nucleotide messenger RNA. The record is from RefSeq and is a predicted model, not a curated record. NCBI's taxonomy places the organism in Eukaryota, Metazoa, Arthropoda, Arachnida, Trombidiformes, Tetranychidae.
ACCAAAAGCUUCCAGAGAAAUAUUUGCUUGAUAAUAUUUAAAUGUUUAUCUAAUGAUUUUCUUAUUCAAAUGAAUCUUUUCCCACAAAUUAACAUUCGAUGUAUCGAUUAUUUUCUUUGUAUGCCAACAACAACAUGUCGAUAAUGCAAUUUUAGUUUAAAAUUGUGUUCAUCUUUUUUUGUUUAUGUUAGCUGAAAGCUACUUUAAAUUUUAUUAUUACCAAAGUUACUUAAACCUGAACUAUCUACAUUAGUCAUGACGGAAUUAAAUGUAGACUUACAAAAUAAAUGUAAUGUGGGAGACGAAGCUGAUGUUGAAAAGGACGAAGAUUUGGUUACUCCGUGGGAUGUAGUCAGUAAAUCAGAAACCGGUGUUGACUAUGAAAAAUUGAUUAGUCGAUUUGGAUGUAGUCGUAUUGAUAGUGACUUGAUUGCCAGAAUGGCAAAGCUGAUAAAUGGUCCUGUUCAUCAUUUGUUGAAAAGGCAAAUUUUCUUCUCUCAUCGUGAUUUAAACAAAAUACUUGAUCGUUAUGAGCAAGGGAAGCCUUUUUUUCUCUAUACUGGUCGAGGUCCAUCAUCCAAAGCCCUCCAUCUCGGUCAUUUAAUUCCCUUCAUGUUCACUAAAUGGCUUCAAGGAACUUUCAAUGUUCCUUUAGUUAUUCAGCUAACUGACGACGAAAAAUAUUUCUGGAAAAAUAUACCUUUAGAAGAAACAAUUGAACUUGCUCGUGAAAAUGCAAAAGACAUAAUAGCAUGUGGAUUCGACAUUAAGAAAACAUUCAUAUUCAACAAUUGGAACUUCGUAGGUUCGUGUCCAUCCUUUUACCAGAAUAUUGGCAGAAUUCUCAGAUUAGUUAAUAAUAACCAAGUCAGAUCAAUAUUUGGUAUUGGCAAAGACGCCGAUUGCAUCGGAAAAACCUUUUUCCCAGCUUGUCAAGCAGCCCCAUCUUUCUCCUCGUCAUUUCCAUUUAUUUUUGAUGGAAAAAAAGAUGUCCCAUGUCUAAUUCCUUGUGCUAUCGAUCAAGAUCCUUAUUUUCGAUUGACUCGUGAUGUUGCUCCUCGUUUAGGUUUCCCUAAACCUUCUUUAAUUCAUUCAUCGUUCUUCCCUGCACUUCAAGGAGUAAAGAGUAAAAUGAGUGCUUCAGAGACAAAUAGUGCAAUAUUUUUAACGGAUACACCAAAGCAAAUUAAGGACAAGAUAAAUAAAUAUGCCUUUUCCGGAGGUGGAACUACUGUUGAAGAGCAUCAAGCCAAAGGAGGAAAUUGUGAUAUCGAUAUUUCUUACCAAUAUCUUACAUUUUUCUUAGAUGAUGAUGAAAAACUGGAAGAAAUACGAAAAUCUUAUUCUGCUGGGACAUUAUUGACUGGACACUUGAAAAAAGAAUUAAUCACAAUCCUUCAAAAACUAGUUGCUGAACACCAAGAGAGAAGGAAACAAGUCACUGAUGAAAUGCUCGAUGAAUUUAUGAAGCUUCGAAAACUUGACUUCUAAUUCUUCAUCCUAUGGUUUAUCGGAAAAUUUUUAAUUAUUGAUUCAAAUUUUGGUAUAACUGCACACUGACUUAUUGUAGGUUUACCUACAAGAUCAACCGUUUUUCAGUACAUUUUAUAUCUAAAUCAAUCAACUCAAUUAUAAAAUCACAACUGAAAUGCAUA